CAGCAAAGCAUUAUUAAGAUUAGAGAUUGUUUAGAUAAAGAGUUUGGUCAUAGAGACAUAUGCAUAUGCUCAGUGUCCUUCUCACUACUCUGUGCUCAGAAUGUCAGCCUUGUUCUUUUCACUGCUUGCUCUAGCUAUCUGCUUUGCUGGACAAUCACAGGCUGUUUUGCAGAACUCUGAGUCUUUUCAAAAAGUGCAUGAUUUCAGUGUCAGCUUUACCGGUGGCUCAAACCAAGAGUUCAAUGGUUCUUGUGAUUUUGAGACAGAUGCUUGUGGAUGGAAAGAUAUCAGUAAGGAUGAAUUUCGAUGGAGGCUUGAAAAAGCAAACGUCAGCAGCAUCCCGGGUGUGGACCAUACCACUGGAACACCAUGGGGUCAGGUCAUGCAUGUAAAGGGUGAGAAAAUUGGGAUUUUCUCAAAGGCAGUUUUGGAGUUUGCCUUCCCUCAGCACACUGCACUUGGGUGCCAGAUAAACUUUUGGUAUCAUCUUCAUGAUCCUGUUGGUACAUCCUCUCAUUUUCAACUAAGCCUGAACACUGAUGAGAUUUUGUGGGAGAUUAAGCUGGGGCAGACUAAUGGUUGGGUGAAUACGACUGUAAGAGUUGGAAAUCGUCCUAAAGGAUCCAAGAUGGUGUUUUCUCUUGAUCCAACUUAUAUUGGAAAACAAGAUAUAAUGAUUGAUGACAUUGCAUUGAUAGCCUGUGCAGAAGGGGAUAUUCCUGCAGGCUCAGACCAGCUCAGCUGUGACUUUGAAAGAAACACAUGUGGUUGGUACCUAGACCAGUCUAAGAAUCUCAUCUGGGAGCGGACCAAGGGUCAAAAACCAUCAUAUGACAACCAGGGACCAGGACAUGACCAAACAACUGGUUCUGGUUAUUAUAUCUUUGUUGCAACAAAAACGAGCUCAAACCCAUCACAAGCAGCAAGACUAAUCAGUUAUCCCCAGCAAGCCAAAUGUGUCAGCUUUUGGUACCAUAUUUAUGGUCCCAGCAUUGGGUCCCUCAGAUUUAUUACUAAGAAUGCUAACGGUACAGAGACAGUUAUGUGGACAAGGACUGGUACACAGGGUAACAAAUGGCGCUUUGCAGACUUCAGCUUUGCAGCCAAUGACAGUCCGGUACAGUUCAUCUUUGAGGCUAUCUUGGGAGGCACUGAUGGUAGUAUAGCUUUGGAUGAAGUGCAGGUCUCUAGCAGUGUACAUGGAACAUGUCCACCUGAGAGAGAAUGUACAUUCCAGAGCUCUCUUUGUGGUUUAGAACAUGACCUUACAGCUGACUACCCCUGGGUCAGAACCACAGGAAUGCAGGCGGCUGGUUCUACAAGUCCAAGCAAGGACCACACUCUUGGCACUGACCAAGGUUACUACUUGAGUGCGCAGCUGUGGGACAGGCCCACAGGUAGCCGAAGCUGCAUGGUGACACAAUUUUACGAUCCAAGUCUUGAGAGUGAGGAAUGCUGGAUGUUCUGGUAUUAUAUGCGUGGAAGAGAUGUGGGCACGCUCAAUGUGUACCUGCAUGAGUCACAUAACUCCCAAGUCAUUUGGAGCCGCAGUGGAGAUCAGGGGGAAAGGUGGAGACCUGGACGAGCCACUGUAAUCAGCCCUCUCAGCCCUUACCAGAUCGGAUUUGAAGCAGUGGCUGGGGAAGGUCAGUUAAUGGACAUUGCCAUAGAUGAUCUGAGUGUAUUAAAUGGGCCCUGUUCACCUCAUGGACUGUGUGAUUUCGAGAUGGACCUGUGUUAUUGGGAAAGUAGUGCUCUAAGCAACCACAGUGUAGCCUGGAUCUGGACAUCUGGAGUCAGUGCCUCUAUGUUUGCACCUAAAGUGGACCACACCACUAACUCAAAUCUGGGACAUUACAUGGCCUUUGAUACCAAGCCUAAUAACAAUGAGCAAAUAGCUUAUCUUCAGAGUGAGCUGAUGCAGCCAGUGGACCAUGCAUGCCUAGAGGUUUGGUACUGGAUGGAGAUGUGGAAUUCUAUAGACAAACUCACAAUAACUGUGUAUGUAAAUGAGUCAGGCAUUUUACACUUUUUGUGGAACCAGACUGGCAAUCAGGGCAGCAUGUGGCACAGAAUCACACUGGAUUAUGGAGCAACAGAACAAUACCAGCUUGUGUUUGAAGCCAAGCGGCCACCAAAGAAUGCAGGGGUUAUUGCCUUAGAUGAUAUCUACAUCAGAGAGAGUGGAAGCUGUGCAGACAUAAACACCACUACAUUAGCCCCAACUACACAUCCCACAACACCACCUGCAUCUUCUAUGGACUGCAGCUUUGAGGAGGGCUUAUGUGGCUGGGUUCAGGAAACCGAGAAUGGAUUUGACUGGACUCGUCAACAGGGUCUGCAUGUAGGCGCCAUCAACAUAGGACUCCUGUAUGACCACACCAUUGGAAAUAAGCAUGGUUUCUAUUUGGCUCUUAAUAUGUCUGGAGGCAAAGAUGGUGAGACAGCAGUGCUUUCUGCCCCUGUAAAUCUCCAAGCCCCAACUAUGUGUGUUGGAUUCUGGUAUUUCAUGCUAGGACCAUCAGUGGCAAAGCUGGACCUUGUAGUUAAGAUGAAAACAAAAGAAUUGGUUGUGUGGACUAGAAGAGGUACAGGAGCUGCAGAAUGGCUGAAAGCACAAGUCACGGUCAACUUGAUGGACAUGCAGAUAGUGAAAUUCACUGGUAGUAGAAAUGUAAAAAGCAGUGGCUUCAUAGCAAUUGACGAUGUAAGAGUGACCCCAGGUGCAUGUGAAGAUCAGAGCCCAUGUGGCUUUGAAAGCUCUUCCCUGUGUGGAUUUGAAUCGGACAUAAGUGAUAGCAUUCACUGGCUCCGUGUCAAUGGUAGCACUGGCCAUGUUGAUCACACAUACCAAACUGAAGUGGGUCAUUCAGUGGCUGUUUUGGGAAAGGAGCUUUUGAAGCCAGAAACAACACACCUCCUGACACCAACUUAUAGUAAAUCAACUGAAUCGUGUUUACAGUUCUGGUACUGGCUGUCUGCUGAACCUGCUGAUUUUCUCUCGGUGCAUGUUUACUUAAAUGGAGAGCUGGGUCCAGUCCUGUGGUCUCGUUCUGGAGUGCCUUCUACAGGCUGGGAGGUGGCAGAGGUCACUAUAUCUUCUCCAGCCAAAUUCAGGGUGGCAUUCAAGGCAAAGUUAAGUCCAGCUGGGGACUCUUUCAUACUUCUGGAUGAUGUGUCAGUGAGAAAUGGAGCUUGCCUUCCCACAGGAAGUUGUGAUUUUGAGUCAGGGCUAUGUACAUGGGUGAAUUCAGAUUUGAAUAAUCAUGACUGGGUGCAUGCAGAUGGACAUAUGGGUGGUCCUUUGAUUGAUCAUACAACACACACUGCAGAUGGCAGAUUUAUGUUGAGUCUAUCACAGAUGACCAAUCCAGACACCAUCAACAUGGCUACACUUGUCUCUGAGCUGAUCCAACCAAGCUCUAACUCCUGCCUAUCAUUUUGGUAUAACAUGAAUUACAGUAACCCAGGGACCUUGCGAGUGUUUUUGGAUAUAGAGAACACAAACCGAAGAGUAAUUUUUAACACAAGCGCUGCUGAAUACAGCUGGAGAAAUUUCUCAACCACAGUGUCUUUCUCUACCACAGAGUCCAAGCCUUAUAAGAUUGUUCUAGAUGCAGAGUAUAAAAAUGGAGGAUUUAUUGCUGUGGAUGACAUUACUGUUACAAAAGGGCAGUGUAAAGAGGGGACUGUGGUGAGCGGGGUAUUUGUUGGGUGCCAGUUUGAAAUGAAUAACUGCGAGUGGGAAGAUAUAAGUGUGGGACAGUUUUCCUGGCAGCGGGGCCGCAAUGGAACAGCUUUGGAUAACACUGGACCCUCAGUUGACCACACUACUGGCACAGAAGAGGGCUGGUAUAUGGCAGUAGAUGCCAGUAAUGGAGACCAGAACAGCUAUGCUGCUCUACAAAGUCCUGCUAUGAGACAAGCCAGCACUGAGUGUGUGCUUGAGUUCUAUUAUCACAUGUAUGGGAAAGGGAUUGGGGAGUUAAAAGUGUUCCUCCAGGAGGGUCUGAAGAAAACGCCUAUAUGGUGGAAAUCUGGUGAUCAUGGAAACAUGUGGCAUCAAGCAACGAUAGUAAUUGGUCGAACUCACCAGGUCUUUAAUGUCAUUUUUGAGGCCACCAGAACUUUUAGCGAGCUUGGCGACAUUGCUAUUGAUGACAUUGCUUUCCUGAACUGUUCACUUCCAGAGCCUCAGGAGUCAUGUCCACCAAAUACCUUCACAUGCUCCAACCAUGUUUGUGUGGAUGUAAGCAGAAUCUGUGACUUCAGUGAUGACUGCGGAGAUGGAAGUGACGAAGCACAAUGUGAUGAAAUGGAUUAUAGGCAGAGCUGCAGUUUUGAGCAGGGCAUGUGCUUAUGGGAGAUUACUGAGGAAUCGGCCAGGUGGAAGUUGGAUAAAGGUGAGGGGGCGUGGCCACUACAUGGACCUCCCAGAGAUCACACACGCAACUUAGCAGCAGGCCAUUACAUUAUCCCUGCCAGUCAAAGCCAGACUGUUGAGACCAUCUCCAGCACAUUGCUCCCUAGCAACAACUGUACUGUGAACUUCUACUACUUUUCCCAUGGUAACAACACCGCAGUCAGACUAAGUAUGCGCCUGCGAACACUACGCAGUGGAGAACAGGACCUCAUUCUCUGGCAGCAGAAUUUGUCUUAUGGAUUUCACUGGCAAAGGACAGGGGUCAUCUUCUCCUCCUUAGUAAAGGCCAAGAUUGUGUUUCAAUUUGAUGGAAGUGGCAGGAGCCAGGAAGAAUACAUAGCUGUGGAUGAUGUGUCUUUUUCACCAAACUGCAUUCUUGAUCCUGAUAAUAGUCAGCUGCCAAUCACACCCCCUACAGCUACUCCUACAGUCACCGGAACCAUUCCUACACCCACUGAGAAUCCGUGCAGGGAGGAUGAGUUUUACUGCUGGAGGUCGGAUAGAAGGAAAUGCGUUGCUAUUACAUCUUGCUGUGAUUACAACAUAGAUUGCCCCCUAGGUGAAGAUGAGGAGACAUGCGGACCCUGUACAUUUGAGUAUGGACUUUGUGACUGGCAUGACAUAAGUCAGGAUAAAAACAAGUGGCAGAGGGUGAAAGCUAGUGAGAAUACAGAACCUCCAACUGACCACACCACAGGAUUAGGUCACUACAUGUAUGUAAAUUUAAGUUUAGUGUCAUCUAAAAAUGAGAUGCAGCUUGAAAGCCCAUUACUGCCACCUACCUCCCCUUACUGCCAGAUACUGUUUAAUUUUCACCUGGGUGGAGAAGAUGGUGUAAGAGGUUUAAGUGUGUUGAUGCAGAAUGAACAGAAAAAUAGGACACAUUUGUGGGCUCGCACCAACAGCACUGCAAAGCACUGGACUCUGGAACACUUAGCAAUAGGAAAACAACAAAAUCACUACAAGAUCAUCUUCAGUACCACAUCACUGCAAUACAAAAAUAAAGCUGUCCAUCCUGGAGCCUCUCUAGAUGACGUCUCUUUUCUGAACUGUGAAACAUCAUUUCAGCCACCAGCUGUGUCCACUGCUGGCUGCACAUUUGAGAAUGACCUGUGUAGGUGGGUACAGGGAGGUACUGGGGAUUUAGACUGGCAGAAAAAGAGUGGACCAAGUGAAACUGUCAAUACUGGCCCUGCAGGAGAUCACACCAGUGGCAAAGGAUAUUAUCUAUAUAUUAAAAGCUCAACUCCUAAUAAACAAGGCAGUGUGGCUCAGUUGAAGUCUCCCGUGCUCCCACCUGCUGGAGAGAAUGGAUACUGUCUAAAAAUCCAUUACCAUAUGUUUGGAGUAACAGUGGGCUCACUAAACAUAAUUCUACACUCUGUUGAAUCCAGAGAAUCCACAGUGGUAUGGCAGAGGGUGGGCUCUCAGGGAAAUGAGUGGCAUCUGGCCCAGAAGCAUGUAACACUACAUGAAGUUCAUCAGAUUUUGAUCGAAGCCUCAGUAGGUGGAGAAGCUGGAGAUAUUGCCAUAGAUGACUUAUCAUUUACUGAAGGAACUUGUGCUCCUACAGAUGGCCUUUGUGACUUUGAAGAGGGAAGCUGCGAUUGGGCACAGGAAGUGAAUAAUGAUAAUCUAGACUGGGUUCAAGGCUCAGGAAAUACACCAGCCAUAAAAUUCCAACCAAGCUUUGACCACACAACCAACACAGGCAGUGGAUAUUACUUCUAUAUGGACUCUUCUUCCCAUGUGCCAGGACAUACUGCUAGGAUGUUUUCUCCUCUCUUUACUGCAGGAAGCAGCCAGUGUUUUCAGUUGUGGUAUUAUAUGAGUGGGAAGGACACAGGGACACUGAAUGUGUACCAGGAAUACUCAAACGGAGCCCAUUCAUGGCUACUAAGUCAGUCAGGGGAGCAAGGCAAGCUGUGGAGAUUUGCACAGGCGCCACUGACAAACACUGGCCUGGAAUACAGAAUUAUAGUGGAGGGUAUAAAGGGACAGAGUGAGCAAAGCACUGUGGCUGUGGAUGAUGUACUGGUGUCCCACUACCCAUGCACCAGUUCAGGCUACUGUAACUUUGAAGUGAACAUGUGCAGCUGGCAGAAUCUAAGGGCUGAGGACAAUAUGGACUGGCUCCGAAAUCAGGGAAACUCUAGAGCUCCCAGCACAGGGCCAAGUGUCGACCACACCACCAACUCCUCCAUUGGCUAUUAUAUGUACGUAGACACCACAGUGGGGCGCUGGGGAGAUAGAGCAUUGCUACUCAGUGAAAUAUUCCCCCCAUACAACAGCAGGCAGUGUUUUACAUUUUGGUACCAUAUAUAUGGCCAGAAUGUAGGUACUCUAAAUUUAUACCUCAAUAACAGGACAUUGCAUGAUAAUGGGGACAAACUUGGAUAUCUGAUUUGGACAGAAUCAGGAGAUCAGGGGGAUAUGUGGUGGCACGCCAGAGUGAAUAUUGAUCAAAUAGAGCCAUUCUGGUUCGUGUUUGAGUAUGGCAAGGGCAACACCCCUGGAGGAGAUGUGGCCAUUGAUGAUAUACAGAUUACCUACACAUCAUGUGACCCACCUACUACACAACCUCCUUCUAAAGCAACAGAAAUAGGAGUAGCAGUUGCAAUAACCUUACUGGUGAUCGCCAUAAUCUGCAGUGCCCUGUAUGUGCUACAGAGGAGACGGUCAAACAGAGAACAUGCUACUGAACAUGAUGUUCUGCCAGAAAAUGCAGUCUAUAAUCUCAAUGACUAUGAAUUAGAGGAUUGUGAGUCUUGAAGAGUGGAGGAUCAGUUGUAUAGUUUAAAAGAAGAGGCAGACACAGCCAUAACAAACAGUCAUUCUCACAGAUAGCUUGAUGAAAGAACACUCUUUAUUCCUUUUUUAAUCAAUAAAAUGUUAAUAAAGGACCAACAAAUGUUAA
Molecule: messenger RNA, 7340 nt
Organism: Silurus meridionalis
Lineage: Eukaryota; Metazoa; Chordata; Actinopteri; Siluriformes; Siluridae
Product: MAM and LDL-receptor class A domain-containing protein 1
Exons: 51
Coding region: 101-7195 (2364 amino acids)
Cellular component (GO): membrane
Molecular function (GO): protein binding
Source: RefSeq, a predicted model, not a curated record